GGAGGAGAGGGAAGGGACCGGCCGGGCCGGGAGCGGGGCCAUGAACGGCUCGGCGAACUCGUUGCUGGACAAGGAGGAGCACCCGCUGCAGCUGGGCGAGAGCUUCGAGCGGCGGCCCAAGGCCUCCUUCCACACCAUCCGCUAUGAUUUUAAGCCAGCAUCAAUUGAUACGUCUUGUGAGGGGGAUCUCCAAGUGGGUAAAGGAGAUGACGUUACCAUCACUUUGCCACAUAUUCCAGGUUCAACUCCACCAAUGACUGUCUUUAAAGGAAAUAAAAGGCCGUAUCAGAAGGACUGUGUGCUUAUUAUCAAUCAUGACACUGGGGAAUAUGUGCUGGAAAAACUUAGUAGCAGCAUUCAAGUCAAGAAAACAAGAGCAGAGGGCAGCAGUAAGAUCCAAGCCCGAAUAGAGCAACAGUCUGCCCGAGCAUCUCAGCCUCCUUCACAGUUCAGAGCCCCAACCAAGCCAGCAGUUGGACCUAAAACUUCUCCUUUGAAGGAUAAUCCUUCACCAGAGCCCCAGCUGGAUGAUAUUAAGAGAGAGCUGAGAGCAGAGGUUGAAAUUAUUGAGCAGAUGAGCAGCAGCAGUGGAAGCAGCUCGUCGGAUUCAGAGAGCUCAUCUGGGAGUGAAGAUGAAAGCUCCAGCAGCGAGGGGGAAGAGCCAGCACAUGUUUCCCCUUCCCAGCCACCCCACCAGCAGUAUAACAACAGGAAUGCUGUUGCUAAUGGCACCAGCAGGCCGCAAGGAAGCAAUCAGCUCAUGAACACGCUCCGAAAUGACUUGCAGUUGAGUGAGUCUGGGAGUGACAGUGAUGACUAGAGGCUGAGCUUUUGCUGUUUCUGUUACAUAUACAUGAAGAACUAAUUUACCUUGAAGUGAUCCUAUUGGUUAUGAAGAGGAGCUGGCACAGAGAUGGUUCCAUGUGUGGAAUUUUAAUAGAAGAAAUGCAUAGCCCUACAAAAUAGCAGAUGUUGAGGACUGCUUUACUGUGUGAAUUACGUGUAUAUAUUGUGUAUAUUCUUAUUCUGCUAAAGCUUUGAGUACAUAUGUACAGUGGAUGAGCCAAUGUAUGUUCCUGUCCACCAUCUGUAAGUUUAACAUGUAAUUAUGUGAGGUCAUCUAAAAAUCUCUUGUUUGUAGGGUAUGUUCAGAGCAUCAUGACUUUCUUGGGGGACUUUUGUAUAUAGGGUGAGCAUGUGCCUACAAUGAGUUUAAAAAAACAUGCAGGAGCUAGUGUGUGCACUGAAGUGGGACUGCCAUAAAUUAAGUUUCAAUACUAAAUUUGUUUUUUUGGUUUGGGACUUUUUUAAUGCCUUUUUAUUGCUAUUUAUGCUUGAUUUAAUAGACUGACUUUUAAACAGUUGGACAAUAGGAAUGAUUAAACCAUGCUAGUCACAAACCUUGCUGCAUCAGUGCCUUAUAUGCAGGUUUUUUAAAUAGUGCUUCAAUUCCUGCCACUUUCCCUGUAUGGAGCAGUACUGAAACCUCCUCAGAUUGCUUCUGCAGACAAGAGCUGUGUGUCACAUACGGCCUGCUAUGCUCCAAGAGCAGUGACUCUAGCAAGAUAAGGGAUACACAUCAAUCACCUAAACUCAUCCAAGUAAGAAUCCGAUAAUCAUUCUCUUUAGAAACUGAAGGGUCCCAUUUAACCGAGACUUUCAGACCUAGUCUUCAGAAAUACUUACAAUCCCAACUACUAGUGACAUUGCAAUGCCACAAAUUUAAAAUAUUUGACUUACUGAAAUUCUAAGAUUAGAGCCCUCUUUGCAGUUUCCUAGAGAGUGCAAAAAGAAGAGGUGACAAAACAAGUAGCGAUGAAACAGCAGAAGUCUCUCUCCCACCACAGUUUUAAAGGUAGACUUUAGUCCAUACUGUUCAUUGGACGAGACCUCUUUGUGCUUGGCAGGAGUACACAGAACAUGAAAUAUUUGCCAAGGGUGAAAUUCACCCCUGUUUAAAGGGUGUUUAAAGGGUGCUUGGUUGGAUUAUUAUUAACUUUUUUUUG
Serinus canaria (Common canary) is the source of this 2006-nucleotide messenger RNA. RefSeq names its product ELL associated factor 1 (gene EAF1). The transcript has 6 exons. Bases 41 to 820 code for a protein of 259 amino acids. NCBI's taxonomy places the organism in Eukaryota, Metazoa, Chordata, Aves, Passeriformes, Fringillidae. The record is from RefSeq and is a predicted model, not a curated record. Gene Ontology annotation, biological process: regulation of transcription elongation by RNA polymerase II; positive regulation of DNA-templated transcription. Gene Ontology annotation, molecular function: transcription elongation factor activity. Gene Ontology annotation, cellular component: super elongation complex.